AUGAAAUACUUAGCUGCUUACUUGUUAUUGGUUGAAGGUGGUAACGCUGCCCCAACUGCUGCUGAUAUUAAGGCCGUCAUUGAAACCAUUGGUGUUGAAGCCGACUCUGCCAGAAUUGAAAGUUUAUUAAAAGCUUUGGACGGUAAGACUGUUGAAGAAUUGGUUGCAGAAGGUUCUACCAAAUUGGCUUCCGUUCCAGCUGGUGGUGCUGCUGCUGCUGGUGGUGCUGCUGCUGGUGGUGCUGCUGCCGGUGAAGAAGCUGCUGCUGAGGAAGAAGAAGAAGCUAAAGAAGAAUCUGAUGAUGAUAUGGGUUUCGGUUUAUUCGAUUAA
Messenger RNA from Saccharomycodes ludwigii, 330 nucleotides. RefSeq names its product ribosomal protein P2 (gene RPP2B). Gene Ontology annotation, molecular function: structural constituent of ribosome. The record is from RefSeq and is a predicted model, not a curated record. Gene Ontology annotation, biological process: cytoplasmic translational elongation; translation. The coding region runs from base 1 to 330 and encodes 109 amino acids. Lineage: Eukaryota; Fungi; Ascomycota; Saccharomycetes; Saccharomycodales; Saccharomycodaceae. The transcript has a single exon. Gene Ontology annotation, cellular component: ribosome; cytosolic large ribosomal subunit.